GUGAUAUCUAAACUCCAUAUAUCCAUUUCACUUGCUUGUAGUAUACAAAAAUCUUUUGGAAUAAAAUAACAGUUUUUGUCGGAAGAGAUAAUAGACAGGAAAUGGGUCUGUUGAGCUGAUCGUAUAUCCAAUAUUUAAUAUAUUUCGUAUUACCGCGUCAUGUUUCGAAUACGAAAUAUUCAUAUAACAAACGCUGAUUGGUGGUGGGGGUGCUUUUAAUACGAAUCACAUCAUAGGAACCGAGGGCAGAGAGUAUAUACAUGAUAUAUACCGAGGCAGUCGGCAAAAGGGGUACGGCUCAGCAGCAUUUGUCUGCAUUUGUCAUUUGUUCACUUCAAGUUCACUCGCAGUCUCUUGGCCAGCACUUUGUUCAGUCUGUCAAAAGUCGGUCAAAGUGUUUUUCGUUUAGAGCAGUGGGUACGGGCGUGACUUUAUCGCUUGAUUGUGCGUUUGGUUAUUAUCUCAAUUAUGUGUCACCUGAAAAUUGAUUAACUGAUUAUCUGAAUAAUAAGAAGAGGGGGCAUUGUGUGAUACAGUGGCAUUAGUUGAUGUUCGUGAAUGUUUGAUUGCGAAGCCGAUUUUGUGACUGAAUAUACCAGCUUGAUGGAUGGGCAUGUUGAAGAUGUCGGGGAAACAAUAACCGAGAGGAGCAGGCGUAGAAAGGGUCGUUCAAGUCAUGAACCUCGUGCUGGCCCUUCUGGAGCCUCUGGGACUUCGUAUUCGUCCCAGUCUAGUCCGGGAGAACCUUCACAUGAGAACGGGCAAGUUCCAGAUGUGCAGGUAAUUCAGCCAUUACAUGGAGGAAAUUCUGGUCCUUCACAACCGGGAGAAUGGCAAAAUGAAGAAGAGGAAGAGCUUAAAUAUGGGGCAAAACAUGUGAUAAAACUGUUUGUUCCAGUUUCGUUAUGUAUGCUUGUUGUUGUAGUCACUAUAAGUUCAGUGAACUUUUACACUACCAAAGAUGUUUAUUUAUUUUAUACACCUUUUCAUGAAGAUAGUCCAGAUACAAGUACCAAAGUUUGGAAUGCUUUGGCUAAUUCUCUCAUAUUGAUGGCAGUUAUUGUGGUAAUGACAGUUCUCUUAAUUGUACUGUACAAGUAUCGUUGUUACAAGAUUAUUCACGGCUGGCUCAUCGCAUCAUCACUAAUGCUUCUUUUCAUAUUUUCAUACUUAUAUCUAGAGGAAGUUUUAAGAGCUUCUAAUGUUCCCAUGGACUAUAUAUCAUUGUCAUUGCUGAUGUGGAAUUUUGGUGUGGUGGGUAUGAUUUGCAUACAUUGGCAAGGACCACUGCGGUUGCAACAAGCCUAUCUUAUCUUUGUUGCUGCUCUUAUGGCUUUAGUUUUCAUCAAAUACUUGCCAGAAUGGACAACAUGGGUGGUAUUGGCAGUUAUAUCUGUUUGGGAUCUGGUUGCUGUUCUCACUCCAAAGGGUCCUUUGCGCAUAUUAGUGGAGACUGCUCAGGAAAGGAAUGAACAGAUUUUCCCAGCCCUCAUAUAUUCAUCCACUUUUAUGUAUAGUUAUAUCAGUAUGGCAAGUGGAGAUGAAGCAGAAACGGAACGAAAUGUACCCCAAGCUCAACAAGCUACACAUUCUAGUCGUUCACAACCUCCUUUGGCAGCAGAUGUACCAGGAAGUCCUGAAAGUAUUGAUUCUGAAGGAGGAUUUUCUCAAGAAUGGGUAUCAUCUCACGAGGAUAGAGCAAAUCGUCGUCGUAGAGAAGUAAGAGAGUCUGGAUCUAGCCACAGUGAUCGAAGAGUUCAGUAUCGUCAUACAUCUAAUCAAAUGCCUCCACAGCAAAUGCAUCCAGAACAAGAAGACGAAGAACGUGGGGUUAAGUUGGGUCUCGGAGACUUUAUAUUCUACAGUGUUUUGGUGGGAAAAGCUUCUUCAUACGGAGACUGGAAUACAACACUAGCCUGCUUUGUAGCAAUUUUAAUUGGAUUGUGUCUAACCUUGCUUCUUCUUGCUAUAUUCAAGAAAGCUCUGCCAGCUUUACCUAUUUCUAUUACAUUUGGACUCAUUUUCUACUUUGCUACAAGAGAGAUUGUGAAGCCUUUUGCGGACAGUUUGGCCAGUGAACAGGUGUUUAUUUAAAUAUAUUUAUAUCAGUGACAUUCAAAACUUGUUUUACAAAACUGUUCAUGCUGAUGAAUAGCAUUCACAUAGUUAUUGACUUGCACAUCUUAAUGGAUUGUAGGAGUAAACAGACUAAUUUUCUUUAAAUUUUGUAUGAGUAAAGUAGGCAAGUUAUUCUGUGCUUUGCUAAGAAAUAUUUAGUAUUAUUAUCAGUAUAAUAUCUACAUCCGUUAUUAGAAAAUUCAUCUAUGUGAUUAAGGAAAGCAUUUGAUUUUUCCUUGUCCAUGGAAAAAAUUUAGAUAAUGUUUUUUAUGCAAGUUUGUUGCUGUACUUACAAGCUUUUUAUGCUGCUUAAAUUAAUAAGUCCAUUCCUUGUUAUAUUUUGCAAAGUAACACUACACAUUCUAGGACUUGAGGGAGAGUACUUAAAUUUAAAGUCCUCUCUUAUUUUGUACUGAUAGUUAUAAAUGAUAACAAAAAAUACAAACUGUUUGUCAUAAUGUUUAAUCCAACUAAUUAAUAUACAUAAUAUACAGAUAAUUUGAAAUAAACAUUUUAUAAUAACAUUUGUCUUAAGAGUAAUAAAUUCUUGGUACUGAAAAUGAUAAAAACUUAUCCUGGCUAACACCAGAAUUUCCUCAUUGAAGAUUAUUUUACCCAAUCAGCCAGCACACAAAAUAUCCACCCAAUCCACCUACAACACCCUUUAAUCCCCUUCCAUGAAGCAUUUCCUUUGCAGAUUUAUGGAAUGCAUACAGAUGUUUCAACAGCUACUGAGGGGUAGCAAACGUGUUAUAUUGAACCUGCAAAGGGAACAGAAGAAUUACACAUUGGUAUUUAGAAAAUUGAUUAUUGUAUUU
Molecule: messenger RNA, 2936 nt
Organism: Gryllus bimaculatus (two-spotted cricket)
Lineage: Eukaryota; Metazoa; Arthropoda; Insecta; Orthoptera; Gryllidae
Source: the annotation of a GenBank genome assembly